AUGGCAACAUUAGACGGUAUCAAUGUGAAGGAUAUUGUCAAAGUUGAACGUACUUCUGUCCACUCACACAUCACGGGUCUCGGUUUAAAUCAUCGUUUGGAGGCCGAAUAUGUGUCAGGAGGAAUGGUCGGACAGGUUGCUGCUCGUCAAGCUGCUGGGCUCAUUGUCAAAAUGAUUCAGGAAGGAAAAAUUGCUGGACGCGCAUUGCUAGUCACCGGAGAACCUGGAGCAGGAAAAACAGCUCUUGCUAUCGCCAUUUCGAAGGAGUUGGGAAUCGACACUCCAUUUGUGAGCAUCGUUGCUUCUGAGAUUUAUUCAACCGAAAUCAACAAAACUGAAGCACUUACACAAGCCUUCCGACGGGCUCUUGGCCUCCAAAUCAAAGAAGAAACGGAAGUUUUGGAAGGGGAAGUCAUUUCAUUGGAUGUUGAUAGACCUGCGAAUGGAGUUGGUCCGAAGGUCGGAAAGCUCACAAUGCGUACCACUGACAUGGAGACGAUUUAUGAUUUGGGAUCGAAAAUGGUGGAUGCAUGUCUCAAAGAGAGAAUUAUGCCAGGAGACGUGAUUCAGGUCGAUAAGGCGUCUGGCCGUGUCACUCGUCUUGGUCGUUCCUUCAAUCGUUCUCACGACUACGAUGCAAUGGGUCCAAAAGUGAAACUCGUUCAGUGCCCAGAUGGAGAAAUUCAGAAGCGACGUGAGACAGUCCACACCGUCUGCCUUCACGAUAUCGAUGUCAUCAACUCUCGAACACAGGGAUACGUGGCACUCUUCUCUGGAGAUACCGGAGAGAUCAAGGCAGAAGUUAGAGAUCAGAUCAACAAGAAGGUUUUGGAAUGGAGAGAAGAAGGAAAGGCAAAGUUCGUUCCAGGCGUUCUGUUUAUUGAUGAAGCCCAUAUGUUGGAUAUUGAAUGCUUCUCAUUCCUCAACAGAGCCAUUGAAGGAGAGCUCAGUCCCCUGAUUAUCAUGGCCACUAACAGAUUGAUCGAGAAAGUGCGUGGAACCGACGUCGAAUCAGCGCACGGUAUUCCAUCUGACUUCCUCGAUCGUAUGCUUAUCAUCCACGCUACUCCAUACACUGUCGAUGACACUGCCAAGAUUCUUUCUCUCCGUUGUGACGAAGAAGGUGUCAGCUUGGAACCAACAGCACUCGAUCUUCUUGUGAGACUCCAAUCAGCAACAUCUCUUCGUUACUGUAUUCAUCUUAUCGCAGCCGCCGAAGUGAUUCGUAUCCGAAACAAGUGCGAACGUGUCACAACUGAUCAUAUCAGCCAAGCAUACCGUCUGUUUUUCGAUACCAAGCGAUCAGAGAAAAUGCUCACAGAGACCAGUGGAUAUUUGCAUUAA
Messenger RNA from Caenorhabditis briggsae, 1344 nucleotides. It is a transcript of the gene Cbr-ruvb-2, whose product is annotated as Protein CBR-RUVB-2. The record is from RefSeq and is a predicted model, not a curated record. Gene Ontology annotation, molecular function: ATP binding; DNA helicase activity; ATP hydrolysis activity. Gene Ontology annotation, biological process: box C/D snoRNP assembly; chromatin remodeling; regulation of transcription by RNA polymerase II. Gene Ontology annotation, cellular component: Swr1 complex; Ino80 complex; R2TP complex. NCBI's taxonomy places the organism in Eukaryota, Metazoa, Nematoda, Chromadorea, Rhabditida, Rhabditidae. The transcript has 6 exons. The coding region runs from base 1 to 1344 and encodes 447 amino acids.